AUGACUGUAAAUUUGGUGCACGUACUUCUUGGAACCCAAGGCCAGGGUUUCGGUGUUUGGGAAAAAUGCUUAAGUGGAGCUGAGGAAACCCCUAAAAAUUAUAAAUACAAUAUUGGAAUGGUUAACAAACUAGCUAAUGCCCCACGAGUUCGGGGACACCUAAACCGUGUGGUGAGAGGAAAGGCGGCUCGAAUUGAAGUGGUAUCUCCGAGACCUUCGAGGAUUGUGGCUCGGAUUGAAGUGGUAUCUCCGAGGCCUGCGAGAAUUGCAGCUCGGAUGGACUUGGUGUCUUCGAGGCCUGCGAGGAAUGCGGCUCGCAUAUUUUGCCCAACGAGUCAUAGAGAUAUCCAGAUCGUGUGGAGCGAGGAUUACAGGGCAGGACGUGUCACCAAUGGUGUCACGAGGAAUUGA
Molecule: messenger RNA, 411 nt
Organism: Prunus armeniaca (apricot)
Lineage: Eukaryota; Viridiplantae; Streptophyta; Magnoliopsida; Rosales; Rosaceae
Source: the annotation of a GenBank genome assembly